AUGGCUGAAAAUAAUAAAGCUAGGUUGCAAGCUCAAGGCCUAAAAGAUCUAAUAAGAGAACAACCCAUCACAAUAGUAGAAGAUGCAUUUGAAGAGCAAACUGGGGCUCCGAAGAAGAAAAAGAAGGUCCCACCAAACUCAUUGUUUCAAGAAUGUGAGUGUAUUGGAAAUAAUUCAAAGGCUGCUGAAAAGAACCCCCAAAGUGAGAAUGAGGCAAUGUUUCAAGCUGAAAAGAACUCAAAAACUGGGAAUAAAAAAACUGUUGAAGAUGAUACAAUGGAUCAAGAUUAUGCAAGUUCUAAUGAGGAGGGAGAAGAUACAAGUGGGCUGAGCAUAGAAUCAAACAAAAAGGGAAUGAGUAUUGACAUGUAUUUUAAGGUGCAUGGGAUUAAUUUCGAAGACGAGGAAGAUGAGGAAGAUGCUGCAAAUAUUGAGGGUGGUGGAGGACAAGCUAGUAAUGAAGGCACUAAAAAGAAAACUCGUGGCAAGACCUUAUGCAAAAAAAUUCAUGCCACUGAUUUUAAUGAUCGACGGGAGGUGGAGUUUUUACAAGGGCAGCCUAUUGGUCCAACCAAGGAGGUCGUAGCUAACCUAGGCCAAUUUUUGGGUUCAACAGUUAGAAAUCCCCGUUUUGUGACUUUGCUAUAUACUAGUUGGCAUGGUGUGCCUGAUAAUAUCAAGGAGGGCAUGUGGGAGUACGCCAACCAAAAAUUUAUUCUUCCAAUAAGUUCAAAGCCGUGGGUCAUGCGGGGAUUUUGUCGUGCAUGGAAAAAAUACAAGGGUGAAAUUAAAAAAGAACAUUUCUUAAAGUACAACACAAAGAAAGAAAUGAUAAAGAACCGACCAUUAGAGAUUCCUGAAUUUCAGUUUCGCAAGCUGAUUCGGUGUUGGAGUCUUCCGGCUAUCAAGGCUAUGUCUGUUAAGAAUACUGAAAAUAAGUCAAAGCAAACAUGUCCUCACCGAAUGGGUUCCACAAAUUUUAUAAUAGUGCGCAAGCAGUUGAAUGAACAUCAAAGCCGCAUAGAGGUAGGGAAAAAUCAUGAGGAUGCAUUUGUAGCAGUGCUAGGAAAGGACCAGCCAGGUCGAGUUCGUUGUUAUGGGACUUCAAUUACAAGAAGAUCUCUUAGAAAGGAUGAGGAGAUUCGCCAAGUGAAGGUUGAAUACAAUGAUAAGGUGCAUUCAUUAGAAAAGAAGAUGGACGGUGUUUGUGGUCUAUUAAAGGUGAUGUUGCACCAACUCAAUCCUGGAAUGAGUGACGAAGAGGUAGCAGCCUUAGUGCAAGCAGCCCAAAAUUCUCCUUUGGAUGCCUCAAGUAGUAGACCAAGAAAUACUCCCCACUCCUACGAAGCAACUCACAUUCCACCAACCGAUGAUGUUGCUGGCUAA
Molecule: messenger RNA, 1386 nt
Organism: Arachis stenosperma
Lineage: Eukaryota; Viridiplantae; Streptophyta; Magnoliopsida; Fabales; Fabaceae
Exons: 6
Coding region: 1-1386 (461 amino acids)
Source: RefSeq, a predicted model, not a curated record